GCCCACUUGCCUGCAAACCCUUCUCAUCUUCUUCCUCUGUUGAACUCGCUCUCGCUCACGGCUCACCCUUCGCUGCCUCUUGCUCUCUGCCUCCUCUUCUCUUGCUCGUCCGCUCGUGCUUGGCCUCGCUCUCUGGCUCUCUCUUGUUCUCGCUCGCCCUCGCUGGCUCUCUCUUGCUCUCGCUCUCGCUCGGGCUCGACCUCGACCUCGACCUCGGCCCCUCUUGCUCUCGCUGGCCCUCGCUCUCUGCCUCUCUUGCUCUCGCUCGCCCUCCGGCUCUCGCCCCUUCUCGCUGCCUCUCGCCCUCGCUCUCUGCCUCUCUUGCUGUCGCUCGCCCUCGCCCCCACGCUCGCUCGGCCAGUCGGGUUCGCCCUCUUGCUCGCUGCCCUCUGAUUCAGGUCUUCGUUCCCCCUCCCCCAAACCCAGAUUUGCUUCAUUCGAGCCCAGCUCCCUUAGUGCAAAGUUGUGGUGGUAUUCUUGAGGUACUAAAUUGGCCAGCAACAUAGUGUGGACUCAAUGGAGAUUAAUUUGGGAAAGCUUCCAUUCGAUGUUGAUUUUCAUCCUUCAAAAUCACUAGUCACUGCUGGUCUCAUCACUGGUGACCUUCUUCUAUACCUCUUCUCUGCAGACUCACAACCACAAAGGCUGUUGGAAGUUAAAGCCCAUAGCGAGUCUUGUAGGGCUGUUCGAUUCAUCAACGAGGGUCAUGCAAUUAUAACGGGGUCUCCAGAUUGCUCCAUUCUGGCCACAGAUGUUGAAACAGGCUCUGCAAUUGCUCGUCUUGAAAAUGCUCAUGGGGCUGCUGUCAAUCGAAUAAUCAACUUGACAGAGUCAACCAUCGCAUCUGGAGAUGAUGAAGGAUGCAUUAAGGUUUGGGAUAUCAGACAGCAUCAUUGCUGCAGCACUUUUAAUGCUCAUGAAGAAUACAUUUCAGAUAUGACUUUUGCAUCUGAUUCAAUGAAACUGUUGGGGACUAGUGGAGAUGGGACUCUUUCUGUUUGUAAUCUUCGGAGCAACAAGAUUCAAACUCGGUCUGAAUUUUCAGAAGAUGAGCUGCUAUCUGUGGUGAUCAUGAAGAAUGGUCGAAAAGUUAUAUGUGGGACGCAGACUGGUACUUUACUACUGUAUUCAUGGGGAUUUUUCAAGGACUGCAGUGAUCGCUUCGUCGAUCUAUCUGGAAAUUCUGUUGAUGCCUUGUUAAAGCUUGAUGAAGACAGAGUUAUCACUGGAUCUGAAAAUGGACUCAUCAGCCUGGUGGGCAUAUUACCCAGCAAAAUAUUACAGCCAAUUGCGGAACAUUCAGAAUAUCCUAUUGAGCGUCUUGCAUUUUCUCAUGAUAAAAGGUUUCUGGGCAGUAUAUCACAUGAUCAGACACUGAAGUUAUGGGAUAUGGAUUAUUUACUGAGAGGUCAAGGAAAUACACCAAGUUUUUUGGCUGAUGCGGAUAGUGAUAGUGAUGAGCCAGAGGAGAUGGAUAUGGAUGUAAAUGUUCCAAAAUCUUCCAAAGGGGUGAAGCGAGAAACUUCAAGUAAUGGGCAAGGCCAAAGCAGUUCUAACAGUUUUUUUGCAGAUUUGUGAAGAAAACGAACAAGGGAACCAAAAAAAAAAAAAAAAAAAGGAACUGUUUAUUCUUUGCUUGAUCUUGAUAGUUUUUGGGGUAAAGUUAACCUUAUCCUUGUGCUAUAUAUAGUUAGUUAAGAAGUAAAUUUUGAUUUAUAUGUUCCGUUCUAUGAUACCAAGUAUGCCCUUUUUUUUAAUCUUGCAUGUAACAUUUGAUAUAUCAGUUUAUUAGAAAAAGGAGGAUAUGCAACAAAUACGACUCGAGUUAUAAUAUAACUUUUUUGAUUGAUAA
Messenger RNA from Diospyros lotus (date-plum), 1852 nucleotides. Its product is annotated as WD repeat-containing protein 55. Gene Ontology annotation, molecular function: protein binding. The coding region runs from base 517 to 1578 and encodes 353 amino acids. The record is from RefSeq and is a predicted model, not a curated record. The transcript has 16 exons. NCBI's taxonomy places the organism in Eukaryota, Viridiplantae, Streptophyta, Magnoliopsida, Ericales, Ebenaceae.